Molecule: messenger RNA, 4415 nt
Organism: Linum trigynum
Lineage: Eukaryota; Viridiplantae; Streptophyta; Magnoliopsida; Malpighiales; Linaceae
Source: the annotation of a GenBank genome assembly
CUUGAUUUGUAUUAUACAACUGAGCUAUACACCCUUGAUAGAGGGUUAGGUUGAUUCAAAAGAGGUUCUAAUAAAAUAGUGGACCAGUUGGCCAUCUCACCAAAAUUCCCUUGAGGCGGCCAAAUUUAUGGAUGGAAUAACAUAUGCAGUAUGUACAGACAAAAGUAUUCGGUUAUUGGGGAUAAAUCAAUAUACUUCUAAUGUCGAAUCGGGAUCAACUAGGACAGAAAUAAAGCAUUGGGUCGAAACCAGUCCUCCAGUUCAGGAAGAAGGAGUGGGAUCUGUUGGAUUACUCCCUCGGUUUCCAACUGGAUCUCUCUCACUUCAAGAAUAUGAUGGAGGUGUAUCGGAAUACCUACAAACGAGUCUUCCUCACAAAGAUAUCCCGAUAGAUGUAGGGUUGGUUUACACUUUAGAAGGAAUAGUACCAAUGCUAUUACUCCACCAAUUGCAAUUCCCGAGGUUGAACAGAGAGGAUCGGGCUAAACUGCUGGUUUAAGAGAAAGUAAGAGGUUUGUUUCGGAGUGUCCGAACGUAUGAUUCAAAAUAAAUGAAAUCUCAUUAUCUCACAGCCGAACCAUAUGUCGGGCGCGCACGCCGCACUGCCGGACGUGCGCCGGAUCUACCCCCCACCCCCGCGCCACAAAGUCGACGAGAAAAAACUCAAACUACAAAAAACCACACUCCACUAAACUUACUGACCAACGAUUGCAAUAGCCGAGAAACUACCAAAUUACAAUAUUUUAUAAAUUAGCUUUGUCUACCAGCCAAAUGUGAGAAUAUUAAAAUCUGAUGUUUUCUUGAGCACCCCAACAGACUCACAAAGUGGUGAUUCAAAAUAAAUGAAAUCCCAUGAUCUCACAACCCAACCAUGUGUAGCGCACGCGCGUGCCCUCCCCUUCCUCUCUCCCCCCCCCCCUUGUUGUAAAAUUUUUCCAAAAUACAAAAUGUCGAAGAUGGAAUACUUAUCUAUCCCAUUUCUCCCUUUCCCACCCACAAUUCCCUGUUUGAAAGAAAGGAACCAUACAAAGCGGUGAACCCUCAUGAACUCGUGGCUUAUGGUGUCUCCUCCUACCGCCACCGCCGUCGCUACCGCAAGAUGUGGAUUAUGAGGCGCCGGAAACACCAUAAAGUACUCUACUGAUCAAUGUUACUUCUUAUCUUGACGUGUUCCCGCAUCUAACUAGGCGUGAAACCCCUAAGCGAGGCGUUUUACCAUUGCCUUGUUCCUAGACGUGACUAAGAGUGGAAAAAACCAUAUAAAUGUGAACCUGUGUUAACUUCUUUCUUCUUCUUCUUCUUCUUCUUCAGUUCUCUGCAAGUUGGUGGUCCUCGAAUUGACCUUAAACUUGUGUUGCACAUGUUCAAAGUAAGAAAGUUCUCGUGUGGUUGAUGUCUUCCGUGGGUGACCCUUCUUAGGUUGUGUCCCACGUGGCUCAUCUAGUCCAUCAUCUUCAUGGUGAAGAUGACUCCGCAAAAGGCCAAUGGCUGCUCGGAUUGUAGCAUUAUCUUUAAUAAAAAAACUCUGUCACUGGCAUAUUUAAAGUCAAACGAACAGAAUGCUCUCAAUCCUCCCACUCUUGUUGGUUGGGAGGAUUUCGAUAAUUCAAAAUUGACCAAAAAAUGUCUAAGUCCUUAAUUGCAAAAUCACGUUGUUCCAUUCGAGCUCACCGAAUCAUGAAUCUACAUGGUAAACCGAGUAUUCUUGGGAAAAUACAUUGGUAAGAUUUUCCUUGUUAUUUGGUCCAAAGAAAUAACAGGUUAUCUGAUCCAGAUAAAUAACCUGUUAUUUUGCUAGAUAAUGAAACUUAAGCUAAAGUAAGGUACAUCUAAAGACAUGUGUUUCAUUAAUUUUAUUACUUGCUUACCCCAUGCUACACCCGGUCGUUCUUUAUACUUGGAAUCCGAUUGGGAAGUUGUAGUUAGUGCGAGCCAAGUUUUUGGCCCCAUUGCAGGGGACAUUCUAGGUUAUCAACAAAAGGCCUAGGUUGUUAGUUGAGCCGUUUUGUUUUUGUUUUAUGUUCUGAUGACCCACUCUUCGCUCCGAAGGGUGGUUUGUGUUUGUUUGAUUUUCUUUUUGUGCCUGUAGUUUGAAUCAUGGAUCCAAAUGGCUUCGGCAACAUAUGGUGAGAUCCAAAUUGGAGUUGGCCAUGGAGGCUAUCAUGGGGGCAUUCCUCAAGACCAUGUGACACUCCACAAUCGAAGUCGACUCACCAAUUAAAGCUCAUGGUGGAGCUGUUUCCCCAAGGCACCGAGGAAUGAUGCUCGAAUUUGGAUUUCCCACAAUCCAAAGAGAAGUCUAAGUUAGAUCUAGCUAUGGAAAACUUCAAGGCAAGCAACUCAUUGGAUAUUGUCAUGGAGAAAUUUGAAGAAACAUGCUUUGACAUGGAUUUCCAACCCCUCCCUCCUCCUAUUUUGACAUUACAAGUGAAGGUUGCACAAGCUUGUGCAUGCUUUCAUCUCAUACCAUUUGAAGGAAAAGAUGAGGCUGAGAAGGAAAUCCAUGAGCACUUUGAUGAACAAGAAAAACUCAUCCCGGAGAACUCAUGUAAUGAGUAUGAACAAGAAGAAACCCAUUUUGCACUCCACACCUCUCCCCAUCAUGCAACCAACUUUAAGAAGCAAGUCACGAUGGUUAAGUAGCAAUAUAACCCUUUCAAUGACCUUGCAUGUCGUCUUGCACUCCAAUUUUUCCUUGAAGAGACGAAUGGGAAGGUAGAGAAGGGGUUGAGGAAAAAGAAGUAAGUGUUGAAGAAGGGGAAGAUCUUUAUCGUUCCAAAUGGAAGAAAAAAUUGAGGAAGAAGGAAGGUAGUUUGAUGAAUCAAAUGGUGUGCAAGAUGAGGACGAGGUGAGGUGGAUGAAGCAUCCACGAGUUACGAGUGCUACCAUAGUUUUCCACUCAACCUUGAUGCACUUUUAGAGGACUUUUUUGUGACUCUUUUCCAAGCCAAGGCCAAACCAAUAUCGAUCCCUCUUGGUGGAUGCAAUGGUGGUCAAUCGAUGAUUUCCUACAUGGUGUGGGGCUAAGAGAAGAAAGAAGAAAAGAAGAAGAGGUCCCGUGGGUGGAGCCUCAAAACUAUUCAAGUUCACGAGCCUCAAAUUAUGAACUCAUCCAAUGCUCGUGACUUGAGACACUAACUGACCGGCGAGAACCUCAACUUGAAGGAGAUUUUGGGAUGGACCAAUACUUAGGAUCCACUGUCCGGCUCACGACGUUAAAGUGCUAGUGAUAAGGAUGAAUUUGCACAUGUUUGCACCUUUAGUUCUUAUCCGUUUGCGGCUAGUAGUCGUGUAUUUUUGGCCCGUUUUACGCUGGGUUGUGCUACUUUGUCAUAUUUCAGGUCCCAGACGUCGAAGGAAAGGCUAAGCACGAAAUUCGGGGCAUUUGGAGGUCAUUUGGUCAAGCUCUGGGCAAAACACGGGCAGGAGGCCUGAAGAACACGGUCGUGUACACAAACAGGCACGCGCAGUGUUUUUAUGUGCGAGAGCUAAACUGAUGGAAAAGCAAAACACGGGCUGGCCUAAAGAAAAACACGACCAUGUCCAUAUUUAGUCACGACCGUGUUUUGGCCGACGCGGGAGUGUUUUUAACACGUGGCAAGGGCACGGACGGGCAAAAACAAAACACGACCGUGCCCUCGACCGUGUUUUGCCGAGAAUCGGGUUUUUGAGGCAGAUUCGAGCCAAAGGAGCUAUUUGGAGUGGAUUUCUCACCAUUGAAGCCCAUAUUGCAUCCCCAGGAGUGAAGAUUGACAUUCCAGAGCAGAUUCUUCCCAUUGUUAUGAGUAUGACUACUCUGAUUUUUGUUUCCCUCUUUCUCUCUGUGGAGUAGAACUCUCUCUCACUUGGGUAUGAAGAACCCUAGUUCCAUGUGUUAGAAAUCUUGAUUGUAAUUAUGUUUGGAUUGUGAUAUUUCUUGAUUAUAAUCGAUUGAAGUGUUUUGAAUGAGUCAAUUGAAGUCUGAUCAUCUUUUAUUGAUUUUUGCUGCAACCUGAGAUAGAUAGAAUCUGAUUAGGUUGUUAGAGCUUCUUCAAUCGGUAGUAGUGAAUUGAUUAUACGAGAGUUAGUCAAUUCACAGCUUUGUACUGGAAUCUAAUUCCAGUAGUGGAGUUCUGUGUUCAUUGCCUCAGCGUUCUAUCCUGGUGAAUAUUAGUCGCCUGCCGGGUAGUUUGACUGAGAGGGCUUGGCCAGCUUAAGAGAUUCCAGCUACUGCCGGAUCUUCCACAGUAUAAUCAGCAGUAAAGCAACCAAAAGUAAUUAUAAUUGUGACCUAACUAAGGAGCUAGGGGGACUCAUUCCCGAGUGACUCUUCCCUUGCUUUAGAAAACCAAACCAUUUCCUGCUUUCUUACUACUUUUAGUUAAAAUCACAAUCACUCGACUUAGUUUGCUAGAUAAUAGAUAAUCACGGAGUAG